GCUUGAUUGUCCAGUGUUGUACGUUCAAGUACUGCGACCAUGGCCUCCACAUUCCUUUCUUUGCGUAAAACACGUCUACCAUUCCGUGUUGGCCAGACUCCUGUUCGUCAUGCAGGUGGCCAGGAAAUCAACACCUCCGACCCGAGAAAAGAUCUCAUUCGUCGCGUACUCUAUCCCACCAAUAUCCGUAACCGCGCUUCGCCAACUGGCACAUGGUUGCCCGACGUAGGUCGCAGGCUACAACGCGCCAUACCCUCUGUUCAGGCGCACGAAACGAUUGAGCGAGCUUGGUUCUUGCACCAGCGACAUGCACGAAGGCGGAGGCAAGCAGAGGCAGAGAAGAAGUUCCAGUGCAUGUGGAAUGCGAUGGAGAAGCUUCGCGAGCUGAGCCCGAGACUAUAUGAGGAGGCUAACAAGGGGGAGGAUCCUAGGGCGAGGAGUCCAGCAGAGACCGAGAUCUGGAAGUCAUUGAAGAAGUCGGAGAGGAGGGCAUUCGAUUCCAGGAUACGCGGAUUAUUCCCUAGGGAGUUGCGGCCACCGACGGAUACACCUCCCACCGGUGGCUGGAAUUACGACUACCAGCCAACACUGCGAUCCAGCAGCUGAGGUAUCGGCCUCGUCUCCCUCCAUCUCUCCCAAUGGGCAUGUUCACAGGAAAACUGUUGUGUAUAUGGGCCCCAUCUUUGCUUUCAUCUUUGCCAUCUCGUAUACAUCUAAUUUUCUAA
Molecule: messenger RNA, 725 nt
Organism: Somion occarium
Lineage: Eukaryota; Fungi; Basidiomycota; Agaricomycetes; Polyporales; Cerrenaceae
Source: the annotation of a GenBank genome assembly